Messenger RNA from Pelobates cultripes (western spadefoot toad), 16574 nucleotides. Lineage: Eukaryota; Metazoa; Chordata; Amphibia; Anura; Pelobatidae. The record is from the annotation of a GenBank genome assembly.
AUGAAAACAAUAUGUGCAGGACGUCUUCAGGUCAUUUGUAUAAAAACUAGACAGAUCCGGUGUGGUUCUCUUGGCCGCCAGGUGCAGGUUGUCCUUCAUGCUCGUCACCAUUUUAAUGCUGCACGUCCUUUAGCUGCCAGGAGCCAUGUUGGUACUGUACAAGACUGUAAUACGGAGGUCUGUGGAAGACCCCCCGAAACCAUGGGAUCCUCCAUAAACUGCUGGGAUUAAACAACAGUUGACAGAGAAGCUGUUCCUUUUGUCAAUUUAAGGCUUUACCAUAGGCAGACAGCCCAACUUGCAAAAAUGUUUCAAGGAGGUGACUUCACCAGCUAUGGCAACACCCCUCACCCCCCUCCCCACAUACGCGUGUGUUCGUAGCCCCACAUACACUGCCUGUAAACAAGUUUGAACACUUUGACACACAGAUAUAUGCACUGGCACAUACACACUCCGAUACACAUUGAGACACAGAUACACACAUUGAAACACACACUCAGAUACACACUGACACUCAGAUACACAGAUAAACACACUGACACAUACACUGGGAUACACACUGGCACAAAUACAGGGAUACAUAUUGAGACAUCAGCAUAUAUACACUCACACACUGACACAAACACUUAGAUACACACACACACACACACUGACAUACAGAUACACACACUCACAUACACACUGGCACAUAUACACAAUCUGAAACACACUCAGAUAAACACCGACACAUAUACUUUAUACAUUAUUAAAAUAAUAUCAGGAAGUAUUACUUUACUUAGAGGGUAGUGGAUGCAUGGAAUAGCCUUCCAGCUGAAGUGGUAGAGGUUAACACAGUAAAGGAGUUUAAGCAUGCGUGGGCUAGGCAUAAGGCUAUCCUAACUAUAAGAUAAGGCCAGGGACUAAUGAAAGUAUUUAGAAAAUUGGGCAGACUAGAUAGGCUGAAUGGUUCUUAUCUGCCGUCACAUUCUAUGUUUCUAUGUUUCUCCUGUUAGCUUACCUUUGUGUUCUGGAGGGUGGCUUGCUUGGUGAGGUUGAUGGGAGUGAGCAUGCAGUAGCGGCUCACUCCAGCCUCUCCUCUGCCCCCAUGCUGCCUCCAGCCUCCUUCUCCCUCUGUUCCUCCUGUGCGGCUCUCUGUGGAGCAGGGAGGAAGUGACAGGCUGUCCUCACUUCCUCUCUGCCGGCUGAUACUACAGGGGCCCUUUUGAUUAUUAAAGGUUCGGCACCCGACCGGACCUCGUUUAGUGAGUAUGAGGGAAGGGGGCACAUAUCAUGCAUAAUAUCCUGGUAACCAACAUACACAAUCUGAUAUAUAUUGUAUGUCAUAUUGUGUGUGUGAUUUCCGGGAUAGUAAACAUGAUAUGAGUGUGUCAGGGAGCCACAUGCAAAAUGCGAGAGUCUCUCGGGACUACCAGGAGACUUGGGAUGUCUGAAUAAGACAAAGCAGUUCUUACUUAUGAUAUGUUUGGAUUGUGUUGGAAUUUCAUUAGUAUUUCAUAAUUUUAUAUCUUUACAGAAAAGGGACAUAACCACUUUAAAUGAGGGUAUGGUCAGGCACUAGACUCCAAAUUUCAUCUUAAAAUGUCACCAGCCAUAACUGUCUAAUUCUUUAUUCCCUUUUCCAGUGAGUUUAGCACGAGUUCCUGAAGGAGCCUGCUUGCCAGCCUCCUGCCCACAGACUAUGGACCUUGUGAACUAUAAUGUAAAAGUCUCUGUUUGUGCAAUUAGCAUUAUAUGGCUCGGUUACCAAACAACCGCACAAAUCAGAGACCACCCUGGAGCUUGUUAACACCUGUUAAUAACUUGGAACAUUUCUCACCACAGUGUUCUAAUUGUUCGUCUGGGUGGCUGCAAUUCCUAUGGACAACCACGAGGUGGCGGCCAUCUUGUUCGCAUGAAUGCAGGCAGUGGUGUUUGGGCAUGAAUCUCAUGGAACUAAAAUCGGACACAGAAACUCACGAACACCGCUGGACUUCCAUCAUGCCUGUGUUCUGUUCUAUAGACUGAGAAGGGCACUGUUCAGUGAAAUCAUUCAUCUGGAUGAGGGGAACAAGUUCCAGGGUAAGACUAUUGACUCUGUUCAGUAGUUUGUUCGUUUUCAAACUACCAAACUAGACCGACCACAUGCCCUGAUUCUCUGGAACUGUUUUGGGCAUGGGACCAUGCCUGCGGUCCUCCCCCUGGGCCCCCACCCCUAAACGACAGAUGGGGGCCCUAAAGUAAAAUAAGGGGGGACCUAUUGUCCUCCCCCCAGCCCCCACCCCUGAGGGGCGGGUGUGGGCCUUAAAGUCCUCCCUCCCGGCCCCCACUCCUGAGCCCCCCCUAAAUUAGAAUAAUGGGGGGACCUAUUGUCCUCUCCCCUGGCCGCCACCCCUGAGCGGAGGGUGGGAGAUCUAAAUAAAAAACUUUUUAUAAAUCCCUACCUACCCCCCUCACCUUAAAAAUAGUGACUAACAAUGACUAAGUACCUGUAAAAAAAAAGAAAUAUAACUUACUAUUUAAUGUCUUCUUUUUUCUUAUAAAGCCUUGCCCCGCCCUGCAAUUAGGCUCAGAGCACUCUGCUUGUUUGGUUUAAGCCAUCCAAUGAGAGUGCUCUGACAGGUAAACGAAGAGACUGACAGGUAAGUCCCUACAUUUACCUGUCACAGCACUCUCAUUGGUUAGCUUGAAAUCCAACCAAUCAGAAUGCUCUGUGUCAUUUUACACAGCGUGGGAAAGUUCUUUGGAAUUUUCCCACGCUGUGUAAUUUGACUCAUAACAACACUCUGGUUGGUUGAUUGAAAGUAACCAAUCAGAGAGUUAUGAGUCAAAUCAAUACAAGGAACGCACACUCGGAUAACCAACUGGAAACCACGACAGGGCACUGAGAAAUCGACCAACUAGAUUUAAAUAGCUAAAGGCAUUUCCUAAUAGGAUGUAGGGAAGCAUGUGAUCAAGCUUAUGUGUGUAACACACCCAUAUUAAAUUAAUUGAUCUGGCCCUUUGAGGGUUAAACAGGAAACCCUUUAUUAUUCAGAGCUCAAGGGGGCGGCGUCCUUAAUGAUACAGAGAGGAGAGGUCACCUCUGGUGAGUGUUUGGCAGUGUUACCCCUUAGUUUGUGGGAAUACCGCCAUAGCAAUACGCGCCCGCCGGGACUCAUGCUGCCCUCUGACAGGAGCAGCGCCGACGGACGACAUGACAGUCUUUUCUGCAUCUUUAGAAAUAAUAAAUGCAGGUCUUACUUCUUUUUCUACUUAUUAUACAGUUGCAAGAAAAAGUAUGUGAACCCUUUGGAAUGAUAUGGAUUUCUGCACAAAUUGGUCAUAAAAUGUGAUCUGAUCAUCAUCUAAGUCACAACAGACAAUCACAGUCUGCUUAAACUAAUAACACACAAAGAAUGAAAUGUUGCCAUGUUUUUAUUGAACACACCAUGUAAACAUUCACAGUGCAGGUGGAAAAAGUAUGUGAACCCCUAGACUAAUGACAUCUCCAAGAGCUAAUUGGAGUGAGAUGUCAGCCAACUGGAGUCCAAUCAAUGAGAUGAGAUUGGAGGUGUUGGUUACAGCUGCCCUGCCCUAUAAAAAAAAAACACACACCAGUUCUGGGUUUGCUUUUCACAAGAAGCAUUGCCUGAUGUGAAUGAUUCCUCACACAAUAGAGCUCUCAGAAGACCUACGAUUAAGAACUGUUGACUUGCAUAAAGCUGGAAAGGGUUAUAAAAGCCUUGCUGUUCAUCAGUCCACGGUAAGACAAAUUGUCUAUAAAUGGAGAAAGUUCAGCACUGCUGCUACUCUCCCUAGGAGUGGCCAUCCUGUAAAGAUGACUGCAAGAGCACAGCGCAGACUGCUCAAUGAGGUGAAGAAGAAUUCUAGAGUGUCAGCUAAAGACUUACAAAAGUCACUGGCAAAUGUUAACAUCCCUGUUAGCGAAUCUACAAUACGUAAAACACUAAACAAGAAUGGAUUUCAUGGGAGGAUACCACAGAGGAAGCCACUGCUGUCCAAACAAAACAUUGCUGCACGUUUACAGUUUGCACAAGAGCACCUGGAUGUUCCACAGCAGUACUGGCAAAAUAUUCUGUGGACAGAUGAAACCAAAGUUGAGUUGUUUGGAAGAAACACACAAUACUAUGUGUGGCGAAAAAAAAGGCACAGCACACCAACAUCAAAACCUCAUCCCAACUGUGAAGUAUGGUGGUGGGGGCAUCAUGGUUUGGGGCUGCUUUGCUGCGUCAGGGCCUGGACGGAUUGCUAUCAUCGAAGGAAAAAUGAAUUCCCAAGUUUAUCAAGACAUUUUGCAGGAGAACUUAAGGCCAUCUGUCUACCAGCUGAAGCUCAACAGAAGAUGGAUGUUGCAACAGGACAAUGACCCAAAGCAUAGAAGUAAAUCAACAACAGAAUGGCUUAAACAGAAGAAAAUACGCCUUCUGAAGUGGCCCAGUCAGAGUCCUGACCUCAACCCGAUUGAGAUGCUGUGGCAUGACCUCAAGAAAGCGAUUCACACCAGACAUCCCAAGAAUAUUGCUGAACUGAAACAGUUCUGUAAAGAGAUACAUACAAUAGAUGGUAAAUCACACUUCUGGAUAUGUCUGUAAAAAAUAUAUAUAACACACACAAUAGUGUAAUACAGUUAGUAUGACUAAAUAGUGCAGAUAGUAAAUAGUGCAGAGUUUUCAAAUGAGGUACUCACAAGCGUGGAGCCAGUAAUAUGUGGCUCGCACUGUUGUCGCCUUGGGACGUUUUUUAGAAGGAUGUCCCUCUCCUAGCUGAAUCACCGGUCUCACUUGAUUUUCCAAAGAUUCCAAAAUGGAUGAGUGUUCCCAGCGUUUCCCAGAGGAAUAAAGCCUUUCAAUGGGAAGUGUUUUGUGUGGCAUGCAUAGCCAACAAAUUUAUUCAUGAAAAUAUAUGUAAAAAUACAAUGUAAAAUAGUAAAAAACUUAGAUAAAAAAAUACAACAUAUAAAAUACUAUAUAAAAGGCUAGUAGCUAUAGCUGCUGUAUGAAAGUUCAACCAAAUGGUUAAUGAUUGUUCCGAUAUGAAAGUUCAACCAAAUGGUUAAUGAUUGUUCUGUAAAGAGGAAUGGCCAAGAAUUACUCCUGACCGUUGUGCACGUCUGAUAUGCAACUACAGGAAACGUUUGGUUGAAGUUAUUGCUGCCAAAGGAGGUUCAACCAGUUAUUAAUCCAAGGGUUCACAUACUUUUUCCACCUGCACUGUGAAUGUUUACAUGGUGUGUUCAAUAAAAACAUGGCAACAUUUCAUUCUUUGUGUGUUAUUAGUUUAAGCAGACUGUGAUUGUCUAUUGUUGUGACUUAGAUGCUGAUCAGAUCACAUUUUAUGACGAAUUUGUGCAGAAAUCCAUAUCAUUCCAAAGGGUUCACAUACUUUUUCUUGCAACUGUAUUUAUAAUAUAUUGUAUCUAUAAUACUUCUUAUGUCAUUGUUGGAAGACCUUAACAUAACAAAACUGAUUUUGGUCAGAAUGGAUUAUAUUAGAAAUACCUUGUUUCAGUCUACUUGAAAGAAUUGAGGCAAAUAAUUUAGAGUCUAUUUUAAGUAAAGCAAAGGGUCUAUAAUUAACAAUUUUGAUUGAAUGUCUCUGCCUAUAAAUUGGUAUUCACUUUGAAAAAAUACCUCAGAGCAUAUCUCCUCUACACAGAACUCAUUAAAGAUUGCAGUUAAAUACUCAGAAAUAUUAUUUUUAACUAUUUUAUGGAACAUGCCUUCAAGACCACUAAGUCCAGGUGAUUUGUGUUUUUUAGCCUCUAAUGGCCUCUCCCACAUCGUUUGUAAGAAUCGGACUAUUUAAUAAGUUAUUCAUCUCUUAGUCAAUCUUUGGAAUGGAAGACUCUCUACAUGUCCCUUGAUUUUCUCCAUAGGUGUUUCUGUAGGUAAUGUUAUGUGACAUAGUAUUUUCUAAAUAUGGUUCCGAUUUCAUCAGGGGACAUAUAUAUAUAUAGUCUCUGUCCAAUAUUUUGAUUAUACGAUUAUAGGCCUCUUUCUUUUUUAGUUUUUAUGUAAGGGCUUUAUCUGCCCUAUAUGUGGCAUAAUGCCUUUUUUGUUUUAAUUGUAUUUGUUAAGCAAUUUCUCCCAUUUAGUAUAAGGGAAACAUCUCCCAGUAUCAGGUUAAUUCUUGCAUACGAACAGUGAGCCCAAAAGAAAUGAUGUGUAGUCUUCCUGUGUAGGGUGAAAAACCUUCCAUAAAACAUAAAGUUUAAUUCUGUCAAAGCUGUAGCUGUUCUUAUGAUUCUAUUAUAUAGUUUCUCACCUCUUUUUAAAUUCUUAUCUUUAGCCGUAGCUAUCAUACAAUUGAAAUCUCAGGCUAUGAUAAGUGUAACUUUCUCCACUUUAUCAAAUAGUCUAAAUAAUACAAGACAUACAACGAAAAACUUUGGUUCUACAGUUGGACCAACACUACCUGACCCUGUAGAAGUAUCCCUCCUACUAACAGGGACAAUGUGUCUUACCCUCUAAAGACAACUUUGAUGCAACUACUUAAUUUAAACAAUCUCUGUAAUUUAAGCCUAAAUCUACCUAAGUGGUUCCUGGUUAUGUUAAACAGAAUUAUCUACGUCUAUGUCUGUUAGUCCACCCAAUGCACAGCGAUACGAAAUUUGUUGGCGCUUUAUAAAUGAAUAAUAAUAAUAAUAAUAAUAAUAAUGCUAUCUUACUAGUAUGAUCUAUUUUAUGUGGCAGAAGGAAGUGGUAUAAAUAAAUAAACAUUAUGCAUCGGUUCCAAUCUUUCUGUUCAAUAUCAAUCCAGUAAGAGAAACCAUACGACCUCUUUCUUCGUUAUCAUUCUUCCUUCUUUUCAUUUUCAAACAUGCAAACCAAUUAUGUUAAUACUUGUGUGUCCUUCAUUCUAUCAUUUUGCAUUUUUCCUUUUUUAUCUCUUUCUCUCCUUUCUUCCUUUCCAAUCUUCUCUCUUCGCCCAUUCCUUCUUUUCAUCUGCUUUCUUUUCCCAUUCUUAAAAAAAAAAUUUCCUUUGCUUUCCCUUCCCUUAUUUAUUCUAUUUUUGUAUGGCCUGUGGCCCAUCUUUUAUUUUCCAGGUACCUACUGUCCAUUCUUUAAUUCGCAGUUGCGUAUGGACCAUCCUUUAUUUUGCAGGUGCCUGUGGCCCAUCCUUAAUUUUGCAGGUGUGUACUAUCCAUCCUUUAUUUUGCAGUUGCGUACAGUCCAUACUUUAUUUUGCCGGUGCGUACUAUCCAUCCUUUAUUUUGCAGUUGCGUACGGUCCAUCCUUUAUUUUGCAGUUGCGUACGGUCCAUUCUUUAUUUUGCAGUUGCGUACGGUCCAUCCUUUAUUUUGCAGUUGCGUACGGUCCAUCCUUUAUUUUGCCGGUGUGUACUAUCCAUCCUUUAUUUUGCAGUUGCGUACGGUCCAUACUUUAUUUUGCAGUUGCGUAUAGUCCAUACUUUAUUUUGCAGUUGCGUACGGUCCAUCCUUUAUUUUGCCGGUGCGUACUAUCCAUCCUUUAUUUUGCAGUUGCGUACGGUCCAUCCUUUAUUUUGCAGUUGCGUACGGUCCAUCCUUUAUUUUGCCGGUGUGUACUAUCCAUCCUUUAUUUUGCAGUUGUGUACGGUCCAUACUUUAUUUUGCAGUUGCGUAUAGUCCAUACUUUAUUUUGCAGUUGCGUACGGUCCAUCCUUUAUUUUGCCGGUGUGUACUAUCCAUCCUUUUUUUUGCAGUUGCGUAUAGUCCAUACUUUAUUUUGCAGGUGUGUACUAUCCAUCCUUUAUUUUGCAGGUGUGUACUAUCCAUCCUUUAUUUUGCAGGUGUGUACUAUCCAUCCUUUAUUUUGCAGUUGCGUACGGUCCAUUCUUUAUUUUGCAGUUGCGUACGGUCACUAUUUUGUAUCACUCCCAAUAUUUCUGUGUUUAAGAUCAGCCUUCAUUUCAAAGUUUCCUUUUCUAAUAUUAAAAUGCAUAAAGUUACCUAAGUGCGUGCCAUCUGUGUCCUUUAUUAUCUAGAUUUUCUACUUUUUGGUCAUUUCUCUUUCACUUUUCAGUUGUUUUUUAUUUCUUUUUUAAAUUCUAGUUGUUUUGAAGCUCUUCAUGCAUUGCAGGUUUUGACCCUAGUAUACCCAGUUCAUUAUGUGUAGUUUCUGGGUCAGUUUCAGUAAUGGUUGCAACUUCCAUUGCUGAACAAUUAAACAACAUAUCUGCCUUUUUGCCUUUUUCGUUCAAGCUCUUCCCUUUUUUUACUCACCAUAUUAAUCUGGUCGUAGUUAGGUCACAUUUUUCAGCCUUAUCCUUUAUAUUCACAUGUCAAGAUGUCAGUAUACUAAGUUUACCUUAGGCAAAUAUAUCACAAACAUAAAGACUACUCUAUUCCUUUGUCUAUUUAGCCAUGCAAUACUUGUACUUUAUUGCAUCCUUCAAUCUGGUUCUUUCUCAUCUGUUUAUCUCCUAAUCCCAUACCUUCCGUUUCAUUGUCAAUUGGAAUGAAAUAAUUAUAAUAAUUGACCUUGUUCUUUUUCCUUUUAACCCUUUUAAAGGAUGGGUAUUUGUGGCGAAAGCCACUUCGCCACUGAGGUUUGGAGGGGACUGCUUGCCAGCCGUUUACCCGAUGACUAUGGCCCCUUUUAUUUAUUAUGGUUAUAAAAAAACUAUUUGUACUUAUUAUGGCUCUGGACAAUAAUUAUUUGAACUUUCGAAGCGGCACUUUGAACUCCCGAACUUCCGAAGCCAUUUGAACUCCCGAACUUCCGAAGCCAUUCAACCACGUGGUGGCGGCCUUCUUGCUCGCAUGGACUAAAACCAUGAAUAGACUUCAGGGGGACUUAUCCGUGAAUGCCCUGGAACUAUUUUCAAAAAUGGAAAUUCCUUGUAUCUUCUUCACAUAUCCAUAAAAAAUACAAUCUAUAAUGAAGGAAAGAACUUAAAAAAAACUUGAAUAGCAUAAUAGAAAAUGUAAUGGGACAUGGGUGAUUUGAUGUUCCACUCACAAAAAAUAUGCUUGUAGCAGGCACGUAAAGGUAUCUUUAUAGGACGUUAACCUUCUGUCCUUUUCUUUUAUUCCAUUGACCAUAUAGGGAAAAAAGGGAGAAAAGCAAAUAUAGUUGUGACGGCAGUCACCACCACAGGUGAUGGAAGACAGACACUAUGGGUGGGCUACCAAAUUCAUUUUGUGUUUUGUCACAUUGUGCCUAUUAUUUGUGCAGGGUAUGUUGAAUGUAUUGCUGGUCUCUGCAUCUCCCCCUUUUUCCUGUCCUAUUGUUUCCCCAGCAGGGUGUUGUCCCAGGGACACUGCCAGACCAGUUUAAUCUAGCUGCUCUGUCCCUCCUCAAUCUCCCAUCACUGCCACCAAUGUAAUGGAGCUCCAGUACUCCAAUAGAGUACCUCCGCCAAGUCUACUUCCUUGUAGCUAUCAGGGACCCUGAAACACUUCAGACCCAGAUACCGAGGCUUGACUGGGAUCACUUAGGGCCUUUUCCACCCUGGACCAAACACCAGACGACACAUGGUGAAGGUUAAACAGCAACUCUUUAAUGACUACAGCACACAUAGUUUAAGCCCCCAACAGCCUCAUUUACAUACAAUAGGUUACAUAGAUUACUAUAGUACAAGGAAGGGUGGGGUCAGACAAUAGCAGGAGCUGAUGGAAGAUUGAGGAGGGACAGAGCAGCUAGUCUAAACUGGUCUGGCAGUGUCCCUGGGACAACGCCCUGCCGGGGAAACAAUAGGACAGGAAAAAGGGGGAAGGGGGAGAUGCACAGACCAGCAAUACAUUCAACAUACCCUGCACAAAUAAUAGGCACAAUGUGACGAAACACAAAAGGAAUUUGGUAGCCCACCCAUAGUGUCUGUCUUCCAUCACCUGUGGUGGUGACUGCCGUCACAAUAGUGUACCACUUUAAAAAGUAAAACACAUUUUAUUUUAAAUUGCACACACAGCAUGGAUUAUUUAGGCUUGUAUAUCAUGAUAUGUGUAUCCAGACCCAGGGUACGGUGUUAUGAAGUCCUCUGUAGUCAGUAACCAGAUAGCAGCUUGCAAUCCACACAGAUAAAAUCAAAUCAAAUCUAAACAAAAUAAAUACAAAAUACAAAUAAAUAAAAAUUACAGUCACUAUAUUCUUCUCCCAGCCCUACGCGUUUCGUCCUUCAAACGGAAUUCUUCAGGGGAAUCUAGUAGUUAUGUUGCUGGUCUCCGUCGGGAUUCUUUUUAAAUAGCCUAUACACGCCUUCUCUAGCUGUUUUCCGCCAAUCAAAAUUUUCAGUUAGAUUGAAAUCCCCUGAAAUCCUUUAGCUGACGCUUUGUGUCCCAAGCCUCAGUCAGUGUUGGAUGUCUGUGACGUCUUCGGUUGCACCUUGGUUGCCCUUGCGUUUGGAUAGCCCUGAUCUGGGUGAACAACAUAUCCAAAAAUCAUCCAGAUCAGAGCAAGGGUACAAAAGUUUUCUGGAAGUCUCUUUUGACCAACUGCAAGUAUGGCUUAGUAGUUCCACAGAUUUUGGCUAUGCUGCCGGUCUAUUUUCAAUGUUAAAAGUGCACUAUAGUACAAAUAAGGGUGGGAUCAGAAAAUAGCAAGGGCUGAUGUGAGAUUGAGGAGGGACAAAGCAGCCAAUUUAAACUGGUCUGGCAGUGUCCCUGGGACAACGCCCUGCUCGGGAAACAAUAGGACAGGAAGAAGGGGGAGGGGAAUAGGCACAUUUUCCCAUCUCUUUUUGCAGGGCCCAUAGUCUUUGGGCAAAAGGCUGACCAUUAGUCCUUUCCAAAAACCAGUGGCGAAAUUGCUUUCGUCACAGACAUCACAGACAUCCAACACUGACUGAGGCUUGGGGCGCAAAGCGUCAGCUAAAGGAUUUCAGGUGAUUUCGAUCUAACCGCCUGUUCCGAUUGGCGGAAAGCAGCUAGAGAAGGCGCACAUAGGAUAUUUUAAAAAAGUCCGUAUGAAGGACAAAAAGCAUAGGGCUGGGAGAUUAUAGUGACUGUAAUUUUUAUUUAUUAGUUCUAAUCACUAGCUCUUGUAAGAGCUGUUCCUGCUACGCUCUCUGAACUAGGAGAGAACUUUCCCACACGGUGGGAGGAAGGCAACGAGAUCCCAGCUAAGCUACAGCGGUUGUGGCGUUUGCGGUGCUUGUGGUAUCUGGUGCAGUGCUUACGGUCCUCAGCAUCAGCUAGGAAGCAUCUGUUGGCGGAGGUGCCCAGUCGAGGUGCCAAGUGUUCCGUCACAGUAUUAUUUGGUGAACUAAACAUCUGUCUUUCCUCGUCAUUGCUCACAAGAGUCUCCUUUCGUCUUCUUGCCUUACCUAUUUGCUUCUCUCAGGUUUUGUCCAGUUUUGAGAGAACACAAGGGUGUCCUUUAUUUUGCAGGCUGGUGGCUUGCUUAAUAAUCCUUUCUCUGCUUGUAAACCCCCUCCUUAUUGUAGCUGUUGGCACUUGACCUUCUUUCACUGGGUCAGUUGAGAACCCGGAACACUCCCUCAACACGUCCUACGUCAUCACAAAGGUAAGUGGUGUGUAGCUAUGCCAUUUAGUGUCUUGGGUUUCUCUUGUUCUUUACGGCUUUUACCCAUUUGUAAUACGUUUGAGUUUUGUAAUUCCCUGUUUGUUAGUGCUAUUAUUUUCUUUUUCUGAAGUCACAUAAUGUUGCAUUACAGAUCAAUGUGAGCUAAGCAGCAAUAUCUGCUCUUAAUCAAUAUUCUGUCAAAUUAAUGCAUUGUAACAUGUUCAAUUCUAAGACUUUCACUUCUCAUUAGUAAAGGGGAGCUGUAAUUUACGUCACAACACGUGUUAUCCUUUUUUCAUGAGCUGCUUUGUUUUCUUUAACCCCUUAAUGACACAACUUAUGGAAUAAAAGGGAAUCUUGACAGAAUAUUUCCGUCCUGUGUCCUUAACGGGUUAAAAAUUGUAUUAAAGAUUUAUCAAAUGACAGAAGAAUCCCGUUCAAUCAGGGCAAAACUACGGCAAGCUUUGCAAUAAAAUGAUUCAUUGCUCCUUGUACUCUCUCUAUGCUCACUGCCAGGAUAGAAGGACUGAUCUUAUAACAAUGAUUGACAGGGAGUCAAGGUGUAGGUACCCUGUGCCAGGAUGGAGAGGGGCACAUUUCUCUCUUUAAUGUUAAUUUCCAGAUGUCAUAAACACAUAGGGUCAGAUUUAUCAAAAUUCUCUGUUCUAAAAGUGGUGCCAAACUAUAAAAUGGGAGGAGCCUGUGCUACCUGGCUACACUGGUUCCCAUGGUGAUUGCUCCACUUUCAGUACCGUAGACCCCUUUUUGAAACAUAACACUUUAUUAUUAAAUAGAGGGGAUAAAUAUACAUAACACUGAGAAUCCUCGGAAGUGACAGAUCUGCUUUUAGUUCAUGGUUGGUGGAGAUUAGUCCAUUGUAUCGUACAUUAUUUUUCACACUUGCUUUAAUUUGUAAAUUUAUUUAAUCUGAUUGAUGUGUUUUCUAGGUGGAGGGAGGCCAAGGAAGUGGAGAUGAUACAGCUUUGAAUGGAAUAGAGCUAUUUUGUACAAGUGGUCCAACCACAGACACGACUCAUUCAAUCUCAUCUACAGUUGGCCCGUGAGUUUAUACAUUUGUCUGUUUAAGUUUUACGUGUCUCUAUCUAUUUAAUACUUAAUUAAAUACCAAUACAGAGCUCCCAACUAUCCUUCAUUUGGCAGAAGAGUCCUUAUAUUUGGGUCUGCUCUCCUGAUUUAGUUCUGCUCCAUCAAAAGUAGCAUAAAGACAUGUUUAAUGAGUUAAAGGGACAAUCCAUGACACACAUAUUUCAUGGACUAAAGGAACAAUCCACAUUACGUUUAUCUGCCCAUGGUAAAAAUGUAAAGCUCUAGUGGAUUCCCUGGAGCUGUGGGUCGGGGUCCCGCUGGCUGCCUGGAAGGCCGUGCCGACCAACGGGAGGAGUGCCCAUUUAAACUGGGUUUGCGCCAUUCUCUUGAUUGGUCAGCACUAGUGAGCACUGAUUGGUAACUGCGGGGCACAGGUGACCGAUCAUAGAAGGAGCGCCAGUGCAAACGUUGUUUCGUGCCCUUUCUUCUGAUUGGGCGUUGCAUAGUUUAGGCGCGAAGUUUGAAUCAACCGGACUAAACCAAGCAACUUCAUGGAACUGAUUUUGGGGAUGUACAGAGCCUCAAGCCCCAGAUUUAUUACACUGAUAUCUUAGGCUCUGUACAUCCGAUAGCCCCGCUAGUUACAGGGAUCCUAGAUGGGAUCCGGGGCUAUCUAAUGGUGUUUGUUUUAUAUGUGUAACCCCAGGGCGCAGAGCCCCUAAGAGCAUCCCAUAUCUAUAAUGUGUUUUAAAAUGCUGUUGGUAUCUCCCAGAACGGGGGAUGGCUAUCUGUAACCCAGCCCCCUCCUACCUGGGAUUUUGUUGUACUGAAUGGAGACACCCUGCGGAGGUCUGUGCAGAAAAGAAGCCUGUUUUCAAUAAAGAUGGUGAGAGUUUGUACCUCCAGAACUGUGUGGCGUCCAGUUACUGGAGGGAAGGGAGAUUUAAGCCCUGUGUCUGCUGUUCCAGCUUGCAGGGAAUCCAGUGGGGAAAGUCCUUGUAAGGACUAAGAACUAGUUCCCCUAUCCGUUUCCCGAUUCCAGUUAGGAAGCAGUCCUUUGGCGGAGGUACCCAGCCGGUAUACAGGGAGCUCCAGCAGUGUUUAAUACAGAGGUGUGUUUGUAUGUAGUGUUAAUGUUUGAAUGCAGGGGUAUAUUUGUGUGUAGUGUUGGUGUGAUGUUGAUAUGUGUGUACAUAUACACAUAUACACACACUGACACAUGUACAGAUACACAGACACACAGCUGCACACACUGACACACAUACACACUAACAUGCAUACAGAUACACAGACACACAUGUACAUAUAUGCAAAUACAUAGACAUACAGUCACAUACAGAUAUAGACACACAGUGACACACAUUCAGCUACACAGAUACAAAUACUGAGGUACAUACAGAUUCACAGAUACAAACACACAUACAGAUACACAGAUACAAACACUGGUACACAUACAUAUACACAGACACACAUACUGCAACACAUACAGAUACACAUAUACAGACACACACUUGCAGAUACAUAGGCACAUAGCCAAACACAAAUACACAGCUACACACACUGACAAACAUGCAGAUACAUAGACACACAGAUGCACAAACUUACACAUAUACAGACACACAGGUACACUCAUGCAGAUACAGAGACACACAGUAAAACACAAAUACAGACACACUGACACACUUACAGAUACAAAGAUGCAAACACACAUACAGAUACACAGAUACAAACACUGACACAAAUACAGAUAUACACAUGCAGAUAGAAGGACACAUACACAGAUACACAGACGCACAUACAAAUUCACAGGCUGAUACACAAUAACAAACAUGCAGGUCAAAAUGUACACAUUUUUAGCCACUCUCCUGUUUCCUACCUUUUGGGAGCAAGUGGCUCUCCUCUGCUGGCUGAGUAUGUAGGAGUUAGGCGUUGGUUUUUCCAAUAUGUGACUCUCUCUUCUGUGCCUUCUCAUCCGACCAGCAUGGCUUAUUAUUAUCUGUCAAGAAGUGAAUGGCUUACACUUCCUUCCAGGACUGCCAAUACAUUAUUACAGGGGUCCAGCGGACGACCAGGCCACUGAAGACACAUGUUUAUCAGGUGGCACUAAGUGCAUGGGCCACCUGAUGGGCCCCAUCAUCAUGUAAAUUUGAUACACAGCACAAAAUGUCUAUUAUCAAACUAAAAAUAUUGUGUAUCAGCCUGUGUAUCUGUAUGUGUGUCUGUAUUUGUAUGUGUGUCGGUGUUUGUCUGUAUCUGCGUGUGACUGUGUGUCUAUCUAUUUUAUUCCAAAAUUGUAUUAUAUAAAAACCUGUCCAUAAAACCAAUUUGAACAGCUAUAUAUAUAUAUAUAUAGCAUUCAGAAAGAAAAAGCAAUAAACAGUCACUCAAUAGAAGCGAUUCGAUUAGGUUUUGGAGACAGUCUAUUUUUGUGAAACAGAGAUAGUGUGAAGCCUUCUCAGGUAGGAUGAGUUAGGAGCUUUGCUGAUGAAACCCUUGGAUAAACAGAGGAAUGUUCGCUAUAUUCCUCUGGUAUAGGAGAGCUGGUGGCAGAGAAUCAGCAGGCCCAAGUUGAGGCCUUUGCUCGUGUCACGUGCGAGCUCAAGAGCAAGCAUUGUUUUUACUGGAAAGGCAAAUGCCUUGUUAAUAUUGUGAUAGAUACAGCACUGGCCCAGACACCAUUGCAUGGUAAUAGUUCAAACUGACGUAAUGAAGGGUGGCAGAGAGUGGCAGCUGUCUCCGGGCACUAGGAAUAGAACUGCCGGGAGUGUUGCAGGAUAUGUCUCUCUCUCAGAUAAUGCUUACUUGUGGUUCUUGAGGAUGCAGCUCAAAAUAUAUAUUUACUCAAACAAGCAGUGUGUUCCUCUCCACAUACAUACUGUGAGCGUAAAAGUGGAAUUGUGGUUGAUGGAAGAUACAUCAGGCCUGAUUUGCUAAACAGCAACCUGAGAAUUUUCAGUUAAAUGCCCCAGGGAGAGAUGUUAGAGUUUGCAAUCUACAUUGCUGAGGUUCUGCAAAACACGGUAUGGGUCCCUGGCGCGGAAUAUUUGGAGAGCAGGGUGGGCCAAUGCUCCAACAGCAUUAGUUGCUGUGUAACAGACCACAAUUUAGAUCUGACUUACGAGUUAAUUAAUUGGCACUCACCUGUAGCUGGUCAAUUAGUAGACAGGCCUUUAAAAGAAGAGAGUAGCCUGCUGCAGAGUGAGGGAGGAAAAGACGGCUAGGAGAGUGAAUGACAAUUGUGUUUAUUGCAAAGCCAUUUCUUUUGGAAAAUUGGUAAGUGGGAAAGCCACCCAAUUGCAGAUAGUAAUUCCUGUCUAGUAAGAGCUCAAGUAAGAGCAAGGGAUUUUGUUUGUUUGUUAUUAUUUAAAGCACCUGUUUUCUUAUUGAAUAAAAAGGAAAACCGAGCUGAAUGUGUCCUGGACUUUGUAUACCCUAGAAGGCUGUGGUUACUGCAAGAUCUGUGACAAUCCUACAAUACACACAAAGAUAAACAGUUAUAUAUGUUCCAAAGCGAUCAUACUCAAAGAUACUUCCCACAACUGCAAUUAGAGAAAAUAGACAGCACAGUACAUCUCUUAAUGGAUCAAUAAGUUCUAAGGAUAAGUUUUGUCAUUUAAAAAUGCUAAAACAAUUAUUCUGCAUUUGGUUCUCUGGAUAAACAAUGUCUUCUUUCACAGAUGGGGAAAAUGGACUGUACCAAUAUGGUGCCGGAAUGGCUUUCUCUGUAGAUUUCAAUUAAGAGUUGAAAAACCUGUGGGCAAGGAAGAUGACACAGCGGCCAACAAUAUAAAAUUUUGGUGCACUGAUGGUAGUGAACUUGAAGGACAAGGACUAGAUUGGGGAGAAUAUGGAACACCUAGCAGUACCUGCAGAAAAGGCAUUUCUGGUAUCGUGACCAGAGUGGAGCCAUCACAAGGAAAUGACGAUGACACCGCUCUCAAUGAUGUCCAGUUUGAAUGUGCUGAAUAUUAAAGUUUAAGCGUCACCAGAUGUUAUCAAAGUUAUGGCUGCUCCAACACAUUUCUCUGACAACAUGAAACUGAUGGUGGCUCGAGCUCCAAUGUGGGGAAAAAUCAAAUAAACAAUUCAGCAUGAAAAUAAAAA